GUCUUUUUCUUCUUAUAUAUAAUCAGAGAGAAAAAGCCCACGCGGCUCAGAAAUUUCGUCCACGAGAGGAAUAAAUUCACACGCGAACUUCGAUAGUUGUUAAUUUUCGUUGAACACAAGUGACGAAUUUGAGAGAGAAAAAAAAAGAAAAUCAGAGAUAAAGAAUUUGAGUUUCUUGGAAUUAAAGGAUCGAUUUUGUUGAAGUGAAAUUGAAAUUGAUUGUGAAAAGAGAAAGAGACUGAUGGUAGCAGAAGCAGAGGUUGUGUUUCAACAGAGUUUACCGGCGGUUCUGGAGAUUGAGUUGUUUGACGGAGUUUCCUCCGCCGUUAAAUCUCCCGUUUCUUCUCCGAAAUUGGGUUUUACUCAGUCAACGGCGUCGGUUUCCGGAAGUUUAACGACUUCUCCUGUGGUAAGUCUUGUUUAAAGUUUACAUUUUUAUUUUCUGGGUGAGAAUUUAAGAAGCUGGGUUCUGAAACGUAAUUAGAAAUUCGACUGAAUUAUUGGUUUUAGUCUAUUAGGAAUCAUCAAAUAAGAUGACUUUAUUGUAAAUAUUUUGCAAACAUAUCCUUGGAUCUCUUAGGCUUAGAGGACCUCUAGUUCAUGUGUGUUUGCGUGUCGUAGCAAAUAUAGAUGCUUGUUGUCUAUAACUUUGCCUUAAUGAAGCAACUUUAAAGCUGUUGGAGAAGCCCUUUGUAGUUAUUGUGUGUUGUUAACUGUCUUGUCUUCACUGCUUGUGUUUUAUUUGUUGCUAUACUCAAUUGAGCAUCCGUGUAUACCUUUUAUUUAGCAGGCUGAUAUCUUUCCAGAGGGUGAUUGCGAUCCUAGUGUCUUGGAUUAUAUUCCGACCAUCCGGUCUGGAAGCUUUGCUGAUAUUGGGCCAAAGAGAAACAUGGAAGAUGAACACAUUCGCAUAGACGAUUUAUCUUCUCAAGUUGGUUCCCUUUUUGAGUUGCCGAAGCCUAGUGCUUUCUAUGCGGUUUUUGACGGGCAUGGAGGACCAGAAGCAGCAGCAUACGUACGGGAAAAUGCCAUUAGGUUUUUCUUUGAAGAUGAGCAGUUUCCACAGACAUCGGAAGUGAGUAGUGUUUAUGUGGAAGAAGUUGAGACUUCAUUGAGAAAUGCGUUUCUUCAAGCUGAUCUAGCUUUGGCAGAGGAUUGCAGUAUCAGCGAUUCUUGUGGUACCACCGCUCUGACUGCUCUUAUUUGUGGAAGACUCUUAAUGGUUGCAAAUGCCGGAGACUGCAGAGCGGUUCUAUGCAGGAAAGGCAGAGCGAUAGACAUGUCUGAAGACCAUAAACCGAUUAAUCUACUUGAGAGAAGAAGAGUGGAGGAAUCCGGCGGUUUCAUCACUAAUGACGGUUACCUAAAUGAAGUCCUAGCUGUAACCCGAGCUCUGGGCGACUGGGAUUUAAAACUGCCACACGGCUCUCAAUCUCCACUGAUCUCGGAACCAGAAAUCAAGCAGAUAACUCUAACUGAAGACGAUGAGUUUCUUGUGAUUGGGUGCGAUGGGAUUUGGGAUGUCUUGACGAGCCAAGAAGCGGUUAGCAUUGUUAGGCGUGGCUUAAACCGGCACAACGAUCCAACAAGAUGUGCGCGAGAGCUAGUGAUGGAGGCUCUGGGGCGGAACUCAUUUGAUAAUUUAACUGCGGUGGUGGUAUGUUUCAUGACAAUGGACAGAGGGGACAAGCCGGUGGUGCCAUUGGAGAAGAGAAGGUGUUUUAGUCUUUCGCCUGAAGCUUUCUGUAGCUUGAGGAAUCUGUUGGAUGGCUGAAACUAGUGUGUUUUCUGGUGAAAACCGAUGAUUAUAUAAUUGAUGAUGACGAAUAAUCUCUCCCACGGCUGCUUUUGUAUUUAGAGAUUUUACGCAGCUGAGAGAACUCUUUUGAGAUAUACUUGUGUAUUAAGUGUGUUUGUUGUGUGCACAGUAUGCGAUUACAGUUUUGUGUACAUACAUACUGUUAGUUGUCUAUGAAUAACGAAAAAGAAAAGAUUAAGUGAUCGCCACUUUGUCAAGAUAAAA
This is a messenger RNA of Arabidopsis thaliana (thale cress), 2023 nucleotides long. Its product is annotated as Protein phosphatase 2C family protein. NCBI's taxonomy places the organism in Eukaryota, Viridiplantae, Streptophyta, Magnoliopsida, Brassicales, Brassicaceae. Bases 890 to 1774 code for a protein of 294 amino acids. The transcript has 3 exons. Gene Ontology annotation, cellular component: cytoplasm; nucleus. Gene Ontology annotation, molecular function: protein serine/threonine phosphatase activity; cation binding. The record is from RefSeq and is marked reviewed.